AUGCAAAAGCCUCGCUUCCUAUUUCCACGCGAUACUCUGCUCGACCUCCUUUGCAUCAUCUCGCGCCGGCCAUCCUACCAUUGCAUCCACCGCCAACCAGUGUUUCAAGCCUCACUCCGCCAUGCCUCUACAAGUACCAGACCACCACCAACCAAACCCACCCUCGCCCCCAGAGUGCCCCUCCGCAUGCUCCUAGACCGCAACCCAGACCACACCUCAGCGAUAUCCAAAAUCCCCAUCCCAAAAGGCGAGCGCGGCGAGAAAUUUACCCCCUCCCGCCUCUCCCGACCCAUCGGCCUCCCCUAUCCACCCCACCCCGGCCAAAACGCCCCACACUCCCACAUGAGCUGGUCCGAACGGCGCGACUCCUACGCCGAUCCCGAAAACGUCCAAGUCCGCCGGCGGUUGCUGGUGAGGACGCUGCUGCGUCCGUAUUUCCAGGAGUGGAAGCGCCUGGAGCAUUUCCAAGGGAAGAGCUUUGUGGGGAGUGAUAGGUUGUUUAGGCGGGAGAAGGCGCUGUGGUUCCCGAAUCUGUGGGGGUGGACUCUGGCCUGGGAUGGGGCAGAGGGAAGGGAUACGACGCCUGUGCUGAAGGGUAAGGUUAGUCUGGUGAGUGUCCAGAGUGGAGUAUGGGCGGAGACGCAGGUUCGGACGUUCCUUGGAGAGAAGGAGAAUCCGGAGUUGCAGAGAUUGAUUAAGGAGAAUAGCCGGUUGGUGCAGAAGGUCGAAGUGAAUGUCCAGGACCACUGGUUCCGGGCACUGCUCGUGAAGCUUUUCAAGAAUGGGCUGAGGAAGAGCCGGCCGGAGUCGGAGUGGGGGAAGUACUUUACUGUAAGAUUGAGCCGGGAUUCGGGUAAAGGGCUUACAGAGGACAUCCGAGAUGCGAUGGGCUUGCUCAACUCGCAGGUGGGCUAUGUGUAUCUGCUGGACACAGAGUGUCGGAUCCGUUGGGCGGGAAGCGGGCAUGCCUGGGAGGGCGAGAACAAGUCUCUCAACGCUGGCUUGAUCAGACUGCUGCAAGAAGCAAGAGAAGCCAAAGACCCAGUGAGACCAGCUCUACAUGCAGACGCCGUUCGUGAGGGUGACCUGCAGGAAGCAGUCCAAAAGGCUUUGGCAUGA
Molecule: messenger RNA, 1119 nt
Organism: Endocarpon pusillum Z07020
Lineage: Eukaryota; Fungi; Ascomycota; Eurotiomycetes; Verrucariales; Verrucariaceae
Exons: 1
Coding region: 1-1119 (372 amino acids)
Biological process (GO): mitochondrial proton-transporting ATP synthase complex assembly
Cellular component (GO): mitochondrial inner membrane
Source: RefSeq, a predicted model, not a curated record